CAAAGCAAAACAAAACAAAACAAAACUCUCAGAUUCAUACUUUUCUCUCAAAAAACCCUUAGAUUCAAGAAAUUUGUUUUUUUAUUAAUAGUAAUAAUAUACUUUACAUAUGUAUAUAUUUGAAACUUGUAUUUAUAAGAUAAGAUGCAAUCAAACGGUUCUGAUUCAUAGCAGCAACAGCCGCCGCCUCUUCAGGAACAGAACCAGCGGCAGCAGCAACAGCCACUGGCACCACCGCAACAGCAGUGGAUGGCUAUGCAGUAUCCAGCUGCUGCUAUGGUAAUGCAGCAUCAGAUGUUACCACCUCAGCAUUAUGCGCCGCCUCCACCUCAACACUACAUGGCUGCAUACCACCAGUAUCACCAUCCUCCUCACCUACAACAACCUCCGCAGCAACACCAUCAGAACCAGAACCAGGGAUCUACCGCCGAAAAUAAAACUGUUUGGAUUGGUGACUUGCAUCACUGGAUGGACGAGAAUUAUUUAAACAAUUGUUUCGGUUUGACUAGCGAGAUUGCUUCCAUCAAAGUUAUACGUAAUAAGCAAUCUGGUUUGUCCGAGGGAUAUGGAUUUGUGGAAUUCUAUACACAUGCAACAGCUGAGAAAGUUUUACAGAAGUAUACUGGCAUUCUGAUGCCUAAUACAGUUGGGCAGGAUGAGCUGGUACCUGUCUCAGUGAUCAUGUCUUAGUAGAAGUUAUCUGAAACUGGAUACCUAUCAAUCUUACCGUGAUCGGAAUUAUGUUUUACAAGAAAUGUUGCAUUGCUAGCUUGUUUAUCUGUUAUAUUUUGGAUUUUGGCAGUUCCGAUCAGAUUUUGGCAACCAAUGGGGUGGAGCAUACUAUGGAGGGCAAGUUUACGAUGGUUACGGAUAUGGUGUGCAACCACCUCAGGAUCCAGGCAUGUACGCUGCAGCAUAUGGGGAUUUUAAUAUUUCCGGUGUAUGGCAGCCACCAACAGCAAGUAAGCUGAAAGAAUUGCAAUGACCGGAAACAUGUAGCUUUAGCAAUCCGAAUCUUUCACGAGUAGAAGAGGCAAAAUAACCUUGCCUCAUUUCACUGUAGUUCUAUUCAUUAUGUAGAAUUCAUAUAAAAUCCCUCCAAUUUUUGGAGUGGAACCGAAUUUUGAUGACACAAAGAGAUAGUUUUGUAGGGAUUUUAAUAUUUCAGUGAUUUGUUUAGAAUUAUGGAAAGAUUA
This is a messenger RNA of Mercurialis annua (annual mercury), 1196 nucleotides long. RefSeq names its product polyadenylate-binding protein RBP47-like. Gene Ontology annotation, molecular function: mRNA binding. Bases 250 to 690 code for a protein of 146 amino acids. Gene Ontology annotation, cellular component: cytosol. The transcript has 2 exons. NCBI's taxonomy places the organism in Eukaryota, Viridiplantae, Streptophyta, Magnoliopsida, Malpighiales, Euphorbiaceae. The record is from RefSeq and is a predicted model, not a curated record.